This is a messenger RNA of Amoebophrya sp. A25, 4804 nucleotides long. NCBI's taxonomy places the organism in Eukaryota, Dinophyceae, Syndiniales, Amoebophryaceae. The record is from the annotation of a GenBank genome assembly.
AUCAGGAUAAUAAAGUAGACGAUUUCGUACGAGAACGAGGAGCUCUAACUCUAGUUCAGUCGAAGAGGACCAUCACAACUUGCCAGGAGCCCCAAGACGGGAGAAAGAACAAGCGAGUCGGCAGAUGGUUCAACAGCCUCCAUUGCCAUUUGCUGCGCUCGAGGAAACUCAUAAUCUAGAAGUCGUCUCCAGUUCAAUAUUUGCUACUCAAAAACAUAAUCUGCUUUAUCAAGGAGGAGGAGGAGCAACAGUUGCAGCAGGUGGAGCGCAACAUCAACAAAGUUCACUUGGAGCAGGAGAUGGAGGCACUGGUGGAGGUGGAAGUUCGUCUAGUUUUGCGAAUAAGACUAAGAAUCACAUCAGUCACGAUCUUUUAUCUGCUGCACCUGGACCUGAAGAUAUUAGAAAUAAUGCUGAUACUAGCAGUAAGUUCGAUUAUGAUGUUUGUGGGCAACAAGAACAACAACAAGAUCUUCAUCAACCUUUAUUACACGACGACCACGAGAAGCAUCAGCGGCCACCAGAACUACGCAAUACGAACAGUUGUGAGAGUUUGCAGGAUUUCCGUCGUGCUGCUUCAGGUCAAGACAGCUCUUCAGCAGUCUUAUCAUCACCAAAUGGUGCCUUCGCAUCUGGAGGACAGCUUCUCUGGGCGCCUAGACCAGGCACAUUACUAGGAGGUGGUGGAGCCUCCAAUGCCUCUUCAGCGUCAGAUCUGAAUACGAGUACAAGCAGCAUAAACUUUAGGUCACACUUGAUGCUGAGCCACCAAAGUAGCCCAAUGGAAGACGACCGCGGAGGUCAUCAAGUUAGGAGGCGUCGAUUGCCAAAUUGUUAGUACUGUAGGUCUACAACUACAGCUAUACCCCUAGACUGGGCACACGACUACUACUAAUACAGUCUAGUAGAAAUACUUGAUUUUUCAUUUUCCAUGAUCCCGACGACAAAUUAAUAUCAACAUUCUAUGUAUUAGCAUUGGCUUUUCUUUAUUUACUUGUGCUUGUGCCUUGUCCCUAAUCAGUCAAAAAUCUACAUCUAGUUUCUUCACAUUUACUUGUGUUUGUGCCAAGGCUAACCUCCUCUAAUCAACGAACGUCAAGCCUAUCUUCUACAAAUUUCCGAGGAGGGGGUGGAACUACAGGAGACCAGACCGAUUUCAAAACUGAGGAUCAGCGCUCACUCGGACCUUCAUCUUUGAUGCUCCAUCCACCAGUAUCUUCAAUACCGAAUCCGACUACAAAUCCCACUACAAAUAAUCUCAGUAUCUCUACAGGAGCUGCUCCUCACUCUCACUCUUCAACAUCUCAUAAUAUUGCAGACCCAUCUAGCACAUCUUUGCUUAGACAUACAGGUGGAGGGGCCACUAGCACUACUAAUUCCACUAAGCGUCCCACUAAUCCCAGCGACAAUAUAAUUAGUACACCAUCAACAAGUAAUAUAGGAGGGCCCACUAGCGCUGCAGCGUCAACGUUAACGCCUACAAACACUACAACAACUGGUAUUAAGGGUUACCGAAUUGCAUCCUUUUCUACUACCAUUCUUGACUUAUUUCCCAAUAGGAAAGAAGGCAAGGAUGAUCUGAAGAAUGUAAUUGCGCAACCCCUAAUGGUACUGGAGUCAACAUGGGAGGUGGAGGAGUACUGUCGUCGACUGAGAUUGUCAAAGCGUCUGGGGGUUUACUUCAACAACAACAUCACUGGACCACAGAGUUGCAGCAUGGCUCGCCGCCAGUCUCAGCACUGUUUCCCUUGUUAUGGUGCAGGAGUGGGUCUUGUACUUGUUAUAAUAGAGAAUGUUGUUGACUUAAGCGGGUUCGGGCAGAAACUUUCUUCAGAGACGAAAUCUUAGGCAAUCUUAUCUGCCGAAUAGACUCGAAUCAUCAUACAUAGUUUUAGAUAGAAGUCUAACAUCCGCCAGAGAAUUCCUAUCGCCAGGCAGCGGGUCGCUUUCGCCUGUCGUCUUCCCGCACCCGCUCUCUGGAACGCAGAAUCCGCACUCACUGCUCACGCGUCUCAUGGAGCAUGUGUCUUUAAGGCUACCAUUACCGUCACCGUAUUUAAGGGUAGGUUAAAGGUGCUUUUCUUACCGCUUUUUAUGCCUCUCCUAAGGGAGAAAGGCAUAACAAGCGGGGUAAGCAAGCACCAAAAGCCUACCUCUAAUGUAUGUAAUUGUACUAAGUAAAAAAUAAAAAGAGCAUCUUGAUAAGCCAUGAAGGAACUACAGUCUCAAUCUCUAUCAGCUACAGUUACAGCUACAGAGAAGUAGAUGAUCAUGCAUCAUCUUCAUCAUGUCCAAGAAUUGCAUUUUUCACAAUUUCUACCAGCAGAACCAGAAGAGAUAAAAAUGUCUGGUCAUGGACAUUUUUCACAAUUUCUACCAGCAGAACCAGAAGAGAUAAAAAUGUCUGGUCAUCUAACAUGGGAGCGCGGACCGCGUUUGCAUAAGGCACCGGGGAAAGGGGCUUUGAAUAUGCCUGCUACUGGAGAGAACGGGAACACCAAUACAUCUGUUAAGCCUGAUGUUUUACGUGACAAAUGGAUGUACAAAGUUAACAUAGAGAUAGAUUGAUACUAUGUAUUUUAAUUUUCGACCCGUUGUAUGUUCAUUCUCAUCUCUUUUAAUCCUCGCACGGGUGCGCAACAACGGGGUGGAAACCUAGCUUUGGCGAAGCCGGAUGGGGAUAAAUCGAUGGCACCUACCAGAAUCAUAGUACUAAUGAUGCACCAAAUCCUAAUCAUUUAGAUCGACGUGACCUCGUCAUUGAGUGGUCUAUCAUUUCAUUUUUGCGUCUUUGUCUAUCAAUGAUUAUUUCUCUUACCUCAACCUGAGUGAGUACUCCAAUUACAACCACUUCGUCCUCCAACAGGCCACAAGUGAACGGUUACAGUUUAGGGAAGACAAUUUGUUCGGCCCUUCGAGUUUUCAACUGUGGAAGCAGGCAAGACAGUUGACGAACAGCGAAAGCGACAGCGGAUAUGAGGCAGGGUAUUAAGGCAUUGAUGUGGAUGAAAUGCCAGUGAUUCACUUAGUUCUGAAUGGCAAUGUUUUUUUUGGCAAGUUCGAAGCAGCAUGAAGAUGAUAUUGUUGCUGCUCUCGGAGCAGCUGUGCCACCUUCUAAUGCGACGAAACGGACGCCGACGAGAGUGAAUUUUCGGAGUAUGAGGGCUAUCAUUUCAUGCAAGGAGUUACUGCUGCCCCUACCUCAUCUUCGAGCUCAGCGAGUAGUCACUUACCUCCUCAUAUCACUAGUGGACGCCCUCAUAGUUAAGAUAGAGAUUGAUUAAGAAAGAGCAUUUUUCUUUGUAAUAUUCAAUUUCAAGCUGAAUCCUUUGCAGUUUUUUAGUCCUCAUCUUCAAUCAAUCUGACGAAUCUUCCUAAAAGUCCAGCUACAGAGGAAGGGCUGCAUCCUCGCUGGUUGGUCGCCUGCUUCAUCAGUUCAUCAGUAGGAUAGAAACUACAGGCCAACAAGGAAGAAGUAGUGGGAUAAUAUUAACUUUAGGUCGUGACCGUGACGCACCACAACCACAUUUUUUUGAAGAAUAUUCACUUUCACAUCGUAUCGUAUACUAUAAGUACCCCUAGCGCUAGCUCUACCCCGUCCUCCAUCUUCAUAACGUGUCCCGGAAGCGCAAACAGAUAGACGCUUUGGUGAACUUGACGAUGAGAAUGAGUCUGGAUACGCAUCACGAAGUAGAAGACGAAACCGAGAAUCCGCGUACCAAGUGCCAAAGAUCGUCGAGCAGCAAUGUCGACGAACAGUUGAUCACCGCAACUUCAUUUUUAUGGGGAAAGGAUGGAACAAAUGGUGUGAGACAGAGACGGAGAGAAAGUAGAGAAUUGGAGGAAGUCAUUUGAGAAAUAGAUAAUGCUAUGUAUUGGAAUUGAAGAAUGAAGAUCUUGAAUCAUCUUGUCAAGUUAGAGUGUUUCUUGUUGUGACAGUUAGAAACACAGGAUUCUUGUGAAGAGGAGACAUCACGUCGGUGACCAUGAUUAUGGAGUGAUGAUGUUAGUCGGUUCGGAAUUGUCCUACGACUAUGGAGUAAACGCGUUUCAUCUUCCUACUACACCCAGCUUGAUGCCUCUCUAAUUCAUCCUUCUCAAUCUCAACAACAGCCCUCCUCUCAACAUCAAGAACGUGCUCAGUCCGUUUCUAGUCCUCUCUUUUCCGGAUUCGGAGUGGAUAAAGGAUUUUAUGAUACUGGAACUGCAACUGCAGGACCACAGGUCCACGAGGACCAGGGGAAGUAUAUUCAUGGUUUCCCAUCGUCGACAACUACUAAUGCCACUACAACAUCAAGCUCAAGAGGGAGGAGCAGUCUGCUUCCGUUUGAUACUACGAAUGCGGGUAGCGAGCAGGUCUUGGAUCCGGGAUUAGAUAGUAAUAAUGGUACCGAGCAGGUCGAGCAGGAUUUAGGUAGUACUAGUACUAAAAGUGGAGGUAACGAGCAGCAGGCUCAGGCAGUGGAUAUCGGAAUGGAGAUACAUCAUGAAAACCCUGUUGGAGAAGACGAUCGCGUGAGCGGUAGGAGGGAACAAGACCUGAAGAUGGAUGUAGUCGAUGUUGAAGACUAAGUCGUGACUGCGCUUCGACUACAACGAGUAUAGAACAACCAAGAAUCAAUUUUUCUCGUCCCUUACACGUUACAGUUUACACACCGCAGAGCGAUUACCGUCUCAGUGACACAUCAACAAGAUGAUGCUGCAGGCUUCGUCAAGAUAUUAUAAUCUGGAAUUCAACCCAGAUGAAGCAUCGUACCAGAUCAAAAAAAUCUAAAUCCAUGCGCCAAAGGCUGUUCAUCACGGG